Molecule: messenger RNA, 5247 nt
Organism: Penicillium hordei
Lineage: Eukaryota; Fungi; Ascomycota; Eurotiomycetes; Eurotiales; Aspergillaceae
Product: acetyl-CoA synthetase-like protein
Exons: 3
Coding region: 1-5247 (1748 amino acids)
Molecular function (GO): catalytic activity
Source: RefSeq, a predicted model, not a curated record
AUGUCCUCUCAAUUGGAGAUAACCUUACAGACGCUCUAUUCCCAGAUACUCAAGUUAGAUCUUGAUCAAAUCGGAGCUGAUGAUGAUUUCUUCCGCCUUCGUGGAGAUUCUAUCGCGGCAAUGAGAUUGGUUGCAGCUGCACGCCAGGAAAAUCUUACCCUUACGGUAGCUGAUGUAUUCAACCAUCCGAUUUUGUGUGAUCUUGCCAAACAUGCCCGCUUAACAACUGCCAAAGAGUCCUCCUCGCCGCAUUCCUGCGAUUUGUCAAGUUCUGUUGCAUCAUUUUCCUUGUUACCGAAGGAACAUCAUCGACAGAAGAAGGUGUGGGAACAAGCCCUUUCCCUGUGCGGAUUGAAAAGGGAGGAGGUCGAGGAUAUAUAUCCAACGACUGCCCUCCAGGAAGGGCUUAUGGCUUUGACAGCUCAAAAGACCGGAAUGUACACAGCUCAACUAAUCCUGUCGCUCUCUCCCGGCGUUGAUGUCAAACGUUUACAAGAUGCCUGGCAAUGUGUGGUGGACUCGAAUGCCAUUCUGCGAACCAGAAUUGUCCCCACAGAGGAUGUUCGAAGCAUUCAAGUUGUGGUAAAAAACGAGUCCAUCUCCUGGACCACCAUCCCAACCGCUCACUUUCCAUCACUGGAACUAUACCUGGCCCACGAUCUCGCGGACCCCAUGUCAUUUGGCCAACGCUUGGUGAGGUUUGCAUUAGUAAACUCAUCCUGCGACCACGGCGCGCCAACAACCCAACAUGAGGAACUUCCGCCAAACUCCUCUCAAACAAUGGUUCUGAGCAUGCAUCAUGCUAUUCACGACCGCUGGUCCAUCUCCAAUCUCCUGCGGCAGGUUGAUGACGCUUACCACGGAAUGCAACUGAAAUAUCAGGAUUUCAGUCCCUUCAUCUCCCGCCUUGUUCGUCAAGACGAGGAUGCAGUACGCAAAUUUUGGACUUCCGAAUUCGACGGUCUUGAGGUGGCGGAAUUCCCUUCUUCAGCCACUCCAGUCCCCAAUGAUGAUCAAACAGCCCCGCGUGGAUCUGUGAACUGCGCUGUUCCUAUAAACCUGCCUCAUGAUAGUCGAUAUACCGUGUCAAACCUUAUUCGGUUGGCUUGGGCUAUCGUAGUAUCCGCAUAUACCCAGAGCGAAGAUGUCGUGUUUGGGUUGACAGUACUUGGUCGUGGUGCUGCGGUCCCCCGGAUUGACGAGAUGACCGGGCCAACAGUGGCAACAGUACCGUUCCGAGUGUCUGUUAAAGCCAAUGACACUGUGGAAAGGGCAUUGACAACCAUUCAGAAUCAUGUCACUGAUCUCAUUAUGUAUGAGCAAACGGGAAUCCAAAAUAUUCGAAAGAUAAGCCCGGAAGCUGCCAUUGCGUGUAACUUUCGAAGCCACCUUGGAAUCCAGCCCCCUCUAAGUGACAACACUAAGGGCUCUGGGUCUCGGAUUUUGUCUCUUUCGUCUUCCGCCACUGACUACACGCUCUAUGCUAGCUACCCCCUCCUCAUCGUUUGUGGUCUCCCCGGUGAAAAUAAUAUCAUGGACAUUCAGGUGAAUUUCGACACAGCUGCUCUUUCAGAGGCACAGACUAGUCGGAUCAUGUCGCAAUUCGUCCAUGUGCUCCGCCAGAUUUGCACGACGCAGGCUCACGAGAUCUCAAAAAUUGAGGUAAUUUGCGAGGACGAGAUGGCCCAACUUCGCAGCUGGAAUUCAUCUUUGCCAGUGAGUACAGAUCUCACGGUCCAUGACAUGGUUCUGCAGCACUGCAUGAAGAAACCAAACGAUCUUGCCAUCUCAACAUCGCAUGAGACAGUCUCUUUUGGGGCCUUGUCUAGGCUGUCCGAACGUCUCGCUGAGAUAUUGAUUAGCCUUGGCGUGCAGAAGAAUUCAAUUGUUGCGUUGUGUUUUGAAAAGUCUAUUUGGCCUGUUGUCGGGAUGAUGGGAAUUAUGCGAGCCGGGGCGACAUGCGUGAAUAUCGACCCAACCUUACCUGUGUCCCGUGUACGACAGAUGCUCACUACCACGAAUUCUGAGUUUGCUCUGGCAUCACCUUCUCGCAAACAGCAUCUUGAGGAGUGUUCGCCUGGCCCUUUGAAGGUGCUAGCCUUGUCAUCCUUGUCAGAUGUCACCGACCCCGUACCCACGUUGUCUGCAUCGGCCAGAGGCAGGAUCGAUGGUGAAAUGGAAUUCCUGGCCCCCCCAACUGAUGCUUUCCGGACCGAGGCAUUUAGAGCUUGUGAGAAGCUAAAAGCCUUGCUACCGCCGUACAUGAUCCCGGCCAUGCUGCUUCCUCUCUGGACUCUACCCCUGACCAAAACUUCGAAGACAGAUCGGAAGGUGCUUCGGGAGGAGGUUGUUCGAAUGCCGAUUGAGAUGUUUUCGAAAUAUGAAGGUGCCACUCGUCAUGAGGGCCAGGGUCCGUCGAGAAAACCAUCGACCAUAAUCGAAAUCCAACUCCAACAAAUCUGGUCGAGUGUCCUGAACAUCGAAUGCGAUCGUAUUGGCCUGGAUGAUACUUUCCAUUCUCUUGGAGGAGAAUCCAUAUCGGCUAUGCAGGUAGUCGCUCGUUCACGCUCCUCUGGCUUAGUGGUCACUGUGGCUAAUAUCCUCCGAAGCAAAACAAUUGCUCUGUUGGCCAAAUGUGUACAAGUCCAGGAGGUAUCACAAGACACACUUUCAGGAGCAACAUAUCUUGAGGAGGACCAGCUGAAAGGCGAAUUCCAGCUAUCUCCAAUUCAGCAAAUGUUUUUCGAGGUUGCUCCGGAAGGACACAACCAUUUCAAUCAGAGUUUCCUGUUACGCCUCACGCGUCGAGUUGAUGCGGCGGACAUUUCUCGCGCCAUAACAACCAUUGUGGAGCACCAUCCAAUGCUGAGAGCUCGGUUUCACAGACAUCCAGAUGGCCAAUGGACCCAGAAGGUACUAACUAAAGACCCGGUUUCCUCCUUUUCUUUCCGUUCUCAUGCCGUCCACUCCCGCCUCGAGGUUGAUUCUAUCUCUGCUCAAAGCCAGAACUCGCUCGACAUCAAGAAUGGACCUCUCAUGGCAGUCGACAUCAUCAGUGUUGGUCAAGAAGAAUUGUAUUUGCACUUGCUUGCUCACCAUCUGGUGAUCGACUUUGUAUCAUGGCGGAUUAUAUUUCAAGAUCUGGAAGAAUUACUGUCGCUCGGGCGUAUAACAGGGUCAAAGUCUUCUUCUUUCCAAGGAUGGAUCAAGGCGCAAGCGGAAUACGCCGCAACAAACAUACGGCCCGAGCUUGCCCUUCCACUCCACUCACCUGAUGAUAUCAAUUUGGAACAGUUUUGGGGGGUGACACCUUCAGAGAAUACGUAUGAAGCUAUUCACCAACGUUCCUUCAAAAUUUCUCCGCAUGCGACAAGCCUCCUCUUCGGUGAGGCCAACAAGGCCUUUGAUACCCAGGCUGUAGAGAUCUUCCAGGCCGCAGUGCUACACUCGUUUGUGCAGACCUUUUCUAAUCGUCCUGCACCGACAAUAUUCACCGAGGGACACGGUCGUGAGCCUUGGGACUCCAGCAUUGACCUCACACGGACAGUAGGGUGGUUUACAACUAUGUGGCCAGUUCACGUGCCCCUCACCCCGGAGGAUGAUAUCUUGGAAGCUGUUCGACAAACCAAGGACAGCCGCCGCCUAGUUCCUGCUAACGGCUGGCAAUACUUUGUUUCUCGGUACCAUAACGCCGAGGGACGUGUUAAGUUUUAUCGAGAUGGACCGGUGGAGAUCUUGUUUAACUACGUGGGGCUCUACCAACAGUUGCAGCGUCCCGAUAGCCUCUUUCGUUUGGAAAGGAAGGACCAGCAACCUGAUAUAGCGGCAGGAGUGAAGCGGUUUGCGCUUGUCGACAUUUCUGUAUCUGUGGUUGAUGGUUGUCUUGCCUAUACAUUUUUCACCAAUGGGUCAAUGAAGCAUCAAGACGGCCUUGCUACUUGGGUCCAGCGAUGUGAAAGUUCGCUCCACGAGGCUUCAGAGAGGUUGGUUGCCACACGUUUGCAAUACACUCUAUCCAACUUCCCCAUGCUACCAUCUCUGACAUACAAUGACUUGGACCGGUUUAUGGAGCAUACUCUCCCCGAUCUUGGUCUGGUGAAUCAUGAAAUCGAGGAUAUUUAUCCUUGUUCGCCAGUCCAGCGGGGUAUACUGCUGAGUCAAGCCAAGAACCCACAUCAAUAUCUCGAUGUAGCCAUUUGGCGGGUUUCUUUAGCCGACGACCAUGCGGUCGACAUCCCACGACUGCAAAGCGCCUGGCAGCAGGUUGUUGACCGCCACCCAAUCUUGCGCACCAUUUUCAUACCCGUAUCUGGGUGCAACUAUCCCGAUCAAGUGGUGCUGCGGAGAAUCCAAGCUGAAAUCCAGGUUUGCGAAUUGUCCAACUCUUCCAAACCCCGAACCUUCUCGGCCCAGACUCCCCUUCAUUCUCGCCACAGACUCUUCAUUACCAAGGAGCCGAAGGGGUCUGUGCGAAUGGAACUAUUGAUAAGCCAUUCUCUCAUUGACGGAGGAUCAAAUCCUAUCAUUCAACGGGAUCUUUCAAUGGCCUAUGAUGGAACCCUUUCUUCCUCCCUUCCACCCGUUUACCGGAACUACAUUUCAUAUCUCGAGGACCAGCAGUCUCAAUAUCAGUUGUCCAAACACUACUGGCAGGAAUACGUCAAAGGUCUAGAACCUUGCCUUUUCCCCAAUUUACGAGCCUUGAGCUCUGAGGAUAAAGAUGAUACCCCUUUCGAAGGUACGAAAUCCGUCGUUGAAACUCUAAACCUAUCAGGAGAUGUCCAGAGUUUCUGUAAGGCUCAUGGAUUUACCGCGACAAACCUUGUUCACGUUUCUUGGGCACUUGUCCUGCGAUGCUUUACAGGAACAGACGAUGUCUGUUUCGGCUAUCUUACUUCCGGCCGUGACAUCCCUAUAGAAGGUAUUGAAGAUGCUGUUGGCCCAUUCUUCAACCUGCUCGUGAGACGCAUCCAUCUGCCACAAACAUCGCCGAUUAUUUCUGUCUUGUCAGAUACACAGGACACCAUUCUUGACAAUCUUUCACACCAGCACUAUCCACUUGCAGAUCUCUAUCAUGCGCAUGGACUCGCAGGCCAGUCCCUGUUCAAUACUUUAGUCUCAGUACAGCAAUUCAGGGUAGAUGACCACGCGUCAAACCUCAUCCUAGAACAUGAGGGGGGACACGAUCCCACUGAAGCUUCUCAUACGCCCUACGUCAUGUUACCGGCAACAGUUCUACGCAAGUAG